CAAAAUGGCGGACGCCACAACAAAAGAAUCCCAGUUACUUUAACUAUGUUUUCCUGUUCAAAGCAGAGUUAAGAAACGAAAGAAAAAAGAUUAAUUUGCAGAAAGAUUUCCACUUAAAAUAUUUCAAGUUAAAUUCUUGGAUGAAACGUUGUUAUUCAAGAACUGCAUCGAGUUAUGGCUCAAGUCAUUGUGUUGUUUCGAUCACCCACUUCACCGCCAACAGAAGAUGAAUACCACAAGGAGUUGUCAAUGCAGGGAUUGGCACCAUUCUCAAUUCCUGUCCUUUCAUUCAAGUUUGACAAUCAAGAAGAACUCAGUCAAAAACUCCAGGAUCCAAAUAGAUAUGGAGUCAGGGACAAUCUAGGAUUGCAGUGUACAGGAGAUGGUGCAGGGAGUGCAGAAGCCCUUGUUCCUUUCAUUCUUCAGUCUUACACACCAGACAGUAAACCACUGUUGUUUCCUUGUGGUAAUUUAAGAAGAGAGGCAAUACCCACUGCAAUGGCUAAAGCAGGAAUAGGACUUGAUAGCAUUCACGUAUACUGUACAUGUGCAGAUCCCAAUGUUAAGCAUUUGUUGGAUGAGUUAAUGAAGAAGCAGGGUGUUCCAUCGUAUGCUGUAUUCUUCAGUCCAUCGGGAGUUAACUUCACACAAGAUAUUCUUUCUGGCAGUGAGGAAUGGGAUAAAGUGAAACUCGUUGCAAUUGGUAAAACAACUGCAGACACAAUGAAGAAUAAAGGUUGGAAAGUGUGUGCAGUUUCUGAACAACCCAAUGCCCACUGUCUGGCAAAAUGUGUGGUGCAAGCCUAUGAUGGAGACCAAUAACCGCUGCUUAAAUUAGUUCUGGGUAUCUGCAGUUUUCCCAAAGGUCUUCCUUUCAAACAGCUGAAAAUAACAACACAAUGAAACUUUGUUCCUUGGAUUUUAUUAAGCAAUUUUUCAAAUGUUUCAUAUAACAAGGCGUGGGAAAGGUUCCAUUCAAGAUCCCUGACCUGCAAAUCAAACCAGUUUGUAGAACUGAUGCAAGCUGAUUACUUCACCCUUGAAUGCCAAGAGAUAAUGAACAUGCAACCUCUUCUUACCAUUAAGUUUUAUCUCCACAACUAUCAGAAAAAAAAGGUAAAGGGAAUAACUUAACUAGUGGAUGAAAUCACUUACUGAUUUACAAGACUAUUUAAGACAGCUGAAGGAGAGAACUUAAACCACAGUACCUGGAUUUACAAAGUUAACAGGAUAAAGACAUUGAAAGCUAUGUACAGCAACAAGUUGCAAAUCAGCAACUAAAGGAUCUAGGGAGCAGCUUUUAUUUGGAGGUGCAAACUGUUUAACAUGCUUGGAUGGCCUAUGAGUCUUUGCUUGAAUGUUACUGUUUUUAUGUCAUUAGCUGAAAAAA
Molecule: messenger RNA, 1390 nt
Organism: Stylophora pistillata
Lineage: Eukaryota; Metazoa; Cnidaria; Anthozoa; Scleractinia; Pocilloporidae
Product: uroporphyrinogen-III synthase
Biological process (GO): uroporphyrinogen III biosynthetic process
Cellular component (GO): cytosol
Molecular function (GO): uroporphyrinogen-III synthase activity
Source: RefSeq, a predicted model, not a curated record